Hyalella azteca is the source of this 882-nucleotide messenger RNA. RefSeq lists its product as uncharacterized. The transcript is spliced from 6 exons. Lineage: Eukaryota; Metazoa; Arthropoda; Malacostraca; Amphipoda; Hyalellidae. The coding region runs from base 28 to 882 and encodes 284 amino acids. The record is from RefSeq and is a predicted model, not a curated record.
GUUCAUAAAUUGUGUGCAAAUUCAACAAUGAAAUCUACACGAAUAAACUGGUCGAUGAUGUUCGCUGUGGUGUUCAACAUCCACACAGGCGUCGCCUUGAACAUAACGGAGGUGAAGGUGCCGGAGUGGGUGGAGGCGGGCUCCUCCGCUGACUUGAGGUGCUCGUGGACGCCGGAACAUCGGCAGAUCUGGGCGCUGCGGUGGUACCAAGGGCUCAAUGAGAUCUACCGCUGGACGCCCAGUAAAGAAGAUCCCAAGCAAAUCUUCAAGAACCCACAUCUCACCGUUAAUCCGCUGAUGUCGACACAAGGCACCGUACGUCUCACGAACGUGCGGCACGAAGCUGCGGGUCUCUUCCGCUGCGAGGUCUCCGCCGAAGCUCCGGCGUUCAGAACAGUUUACGGAGAGAAGGAGUUGAAAGUCGUCACGCUGCCGAAGAGCAUCCCGCAGUUCGAGGGUCUGCAGCCACAGUACCGAGAAGGGGACUGGGUAGACCUGGUCUGCAGCUCAGGCCCUGCUAGACCCGUGCCACAGCUUGAGGUCUACAUCAACGGGGAGAUGCCGAGCCACCUGGACCCUCAGCUGGUGCAGCAGAGCGCGCUGGAUGGGCUGCAAGUGGCCAGCUUACGACUGCGCUUCGUGCUGCGCCAUUUCCACUUAACGUCGCCAAGUGGCGCUCCUGCAGAGACCAGAGUGCGCUGCGUAUCCAGGAUACCUGAAGUCAAUUACCAAGAGUCCAGUGAAGUAAUUCUGAGCACGAGACCGCAGCACUAUUUCGCCGCGGGCAUGGACGGCAGAACGGCCGGAGCGGCGGCUAGCUUCCACUCAGGUAUAUAUGAACUCGCCAUGAUGUUCAUUUUGCCUCUCUGGUGGAUCUGGUGA